Aspergillus mulundensis is the source of this 1869-nucleotide messenger RNA. RefSeq lists its product as uncharacterized. The transcript has a single exon. NCBI's taxonomy places the organism in Eukaryota, Fungi, Ascomycota, Eurotiomycetes, Eurotiales, Aspergillaceae. Bases 1 to 1869 code for a protein of 622 amino acids. The record is from RefSeq and is a predicted model, not a curated record.
AUGUCCUUCUACUCGGACAGCCAAUCACAAUCAGGUGUUCCUCCAUCUGCACAGCGGUAUCGAUCUUUAUUUGGCGGUUCUAGCCAGGUAACUGUUGAUGAGGGCCACUCUUUACCCUACAAAGAAGAGGAAGCCCUAAGUCAACUUGACGGCGCCGCUGCGUCCGGCCCAAGCCUUCAGUAUGGAGAGUCCCACGAUGAUCUUGACUACAUCCAAACCAGUGAUGUGGAAUUGUCCACUUCCCCAAGGAAGGGCUUUACUAUUGCCCGCUCAUCACCGGGCUCGCGUGCAAAAUCUACCUUGAAGACGCGAGAAAGCCCGGAGGGUUCUACUUCGCCUCCAUAUCGCCCUAACAGACUUAACCACAGGCCAAGUCUGUGGUUGAAAUUGACAAGAGACGAUAGAGAGAUUGCGGAAGCUUUACGAGAGACUGUUUCCAGGGACUUGGCAGCGCAUUUGUACAAUGCGCAUGUCAUGCAGUCGCAGGGGCUUGCGAACACAGACCAAUUGGAUGAAGAUGACACCAAUGACGACGAAUUGACCCACGACGACCUACUAGGCAUCCUUGAUGAAUGGACAGCAUGGCCUAUGCCUAGCGACGAAGUCCCACGCGCGGAUGAGCGUCUUCGACGGUUGGAGGAUGAUAGAUGGACCUUCAGAAUGAAGCCAGAUGCACGGCCAAGUGCAGAGCUUGAAGAGUGCAUCACGGCGUUCCUAUCGAAAAUAGCAAAGGAAAGGUUCCAGUCAAGGGAAUGGGCUGCGUUAACGGCUUCAGACAGCAAAACAAUUCCCCAGCCAGAAAACGAUACGGCCAAGUCUGACAAAAAGGAAGGCCAGGCCGAUACGAAGGGCAAUGAAACCACAGACUGGGAGGAUGAAGAGGAGGGCUUGCGACGGCCUCUUCGCCCGAUCGCUCAGAUAGAUGACGAUGAAUCGCGCCGAAAGCUACGCCCACUUGCUCGAAAUGUGAUUGCCCAUUUCGAAAAUCUGCUGGUGGGACUUCACCGUUUUCACGGGGCGUCGCAAUCUGAUGAUGGUCGGUCGAAUCGAAGCCGAUCAAGAGGCAGGGGGCGUGCACGGAGUUCCUCGUUGGCAUCUGAUAUGAGCAGCUCCUACUCCAGGAACAUGCGAACAGAGGAUGACUCGGAAGUCCAGCACCACACCGAUAGAAAACUUGACAGGCGGGCUUCAUCUUCUGGAAAUCAGCGAUCACAGAGGAUGGCAGGGAGAAGCUACUCGCGGGGCCGCAAGCGCAGACGAAGAGCAUCCCAAUCAUCUCAGCAGAGUGGCACUCGCGUUGAGAGUGCGCAUAGUUUAGGACGCGGAGCACGUUCCACAUCGGCCAACAGCACUGGUCGAACAGAGCUAACAGACUGGAGGGAUGUGGCAGGUGUUGCCUCUAUGGUAGGCUUGCCGCCAGCCGUGCUUCGGCGUGCCACAGAGAGAUUUUCUGCUUUAGUGGGCGAAGACGUGGAAUUCCCAACGUUUUAUGGAGACCAUGACCAAGCCGUCAUGGACGAUAUGUUUGACUGGACAUCUACAAAAGACGAGAUGGACCUCGAUGAGUCUCCUCCACGUUCGGCGCUCGCAAGUCGUGGUACGUCUAUUGGAAAGCGCUCUGCUUCGCCGGCUGGCAGAGUUGUUGUCAGAGCCAACGAGAGGGCACUGUCUUCCAGAGACAAUAGUACUAAGAGGGAGCAUAUCUUGGUGUGUCCUUUCAAGAACUGCCGCCGCCAUGAGAAGGGAUUCUCUCGAACAUGGAACUUAAAUCAGCAUCUAAAAACGAUGCAUCCAAGCUAUCGACCAAAAGACAAGUCACAAACCCGCAGCGGCGCGCAGUCUGGAUACGACUCAGACAGGUCCGGAUGA